Candoia aspera is the source of this 5521-nucleotide messenger RNA. Its product is annotated as vigilin-like. Gene Ontology annotation, cellular component: cytoplasm; nucleus. The coding region runs from base 317 to 4087 and encodes 1256 amino acids. Gene Ontology annotation, molecular function: mRNA binding. The record is from RefSeq and is a predicted model, not a curated record. NCBI's taxonomy places the organism in Eukaryota, Metazoa, Chordata, Lepidosauria, Squamata, Candoiidae. The transcript has 28 exons.
GGGCAGCGGCAGGGGGCGGAGGUUGCGGCAAGUGCAGUGGCAGCAGCGAAAGCGGCGACAGCGCCGGCGGUGGAGGAGCUGCCACUGCCGCCGCCGCCCCCUCGCGGCUUCCUUUCCUCCGGGCCCCAGCGGCGGCCGCUGCCGCCGCCGCCACCGCCACGCUGAGCUCCCCGCGGCAAGACCCGCCGCCGCAGCGCAGGACCAAAGCUGCUGUCACGCUGAAGCGCCACAGGUAGCCUUGCUUCGGACGGACCUUUCCGGCAUUUGACCAUUUUGCAGUGGAAUAUCGGAAACGUGCAAAUCUGGGUUUGAAACAAUGAGUUCGGUAGCAGUGUUAACACCCGAGAGCUUUGCUGAGCACCGCAGCGGCCUGAGGGAUGAAGAAGCACGAGGUGGUGUCCCAGAAGAUGAGGCCUACAUCCCUACCUACUUGGAAGCUUUCCCACCGCUCCCGGAAAAGGGGGCCCCAGUAGAAAAAUCCAGUGAGUUCACAGGAGUAUGGAACAAAAUUCGGCCUAUCAAAUCCUCUGUCAUCACCCAGGUGUUUCAUGUUCCUCUGGAAGAGCGACGCUACAAGGACAACAGCCAGUUUGGAGAAGGCGAUGAGGCCAAAGUAUGUGUGGACAUUAUGCAGAAGACGGGGGCUCAUAUUGAGCUUUCCUUGGCCAAAGACCAGGGCCUGUCCAUCAUGGUGACUGGCAAACUGGACUCUGUAAUGAAAGCACGGAAGGAAAUUGUUGCUCGGCUUCAGACCCAGGCUUCAGCUACUGUCACAAUCCCCAAAGAACACCACCGCUUCGUGAUUGGCAAGAACGGCGAGAAACUGCAGGAGCUUGAGCUAAAGACCGCCACCAAGAUCAACAUCCCACGGCCUGAAGACCCCAGCAGCCAGAUCAAGAUCACAGGCACCAAAGAAGGCAUCGAGAAAGCACGUCAUGAGAUCUUGCUCAUCUCAGCAGAGCAGGACAAGCGAGCAGUGGAGCGCUUGAACCUGGAGAAGGUCUUCCACCCAUUCAUUGCUGGGGCCUUCAACAAAACAGUCCAGGAGAUCAUGCAGGAAACAGGGGCACGCAUCAACAUCCCCCCGCCCAGCGUCAGCAAGGAUGAGAUCAUCAUUACUGGGGAGAAGGAACCCGUCUCCCAGGCUCUCCUGCGUAUCCGCAAGAUCUAUGAGGACAAGAAGCGCAAGACCACCACCAUCUCUGUGGAGGUAAAGAAGUCCCAGCACAAGUACAUCAUUGGCCCGAAAGGAAACACCUUGCAAGAAAUCCUAGACACCACCGGGGUCUCGGUGGAGAUGCCACCCCUUGAAAGCAGCUCAGAGACCAUCAUUCUGCGUGGGGAGCCGGACAAGCUGGGACCAGCCCUAACUCAGGUCUAUGCCAAGGCGAAGAGCGUGAUGGUAGCUGAAGUAAUGGCCCCAGCCUGGUUACAUCGUUUUAUAAUUGGGAAGAAAGGACAGAAUAUUGGCAGGAUUACCCAGCAACUCCCUAAGGUUCACAUUGAAUUCACGGAUGGCGAUGAGAAGAUCACUCUGGAAGGACCCACUGAGGAGGUGGAACUGGCUCAAACCCAGAUUCAGGAGAUUGUUCGGGACCUGCUCAGACGAAUGGACUACACCGAAGUGCUUAUUGACCAGAGGUUUCAUCGUCAUCUGAUUGGGAAAAAUGGAGCCAACAUCAACCGCAUCAAGGAACAGCACAAAGUCUCUGUCCGCAUUCCUCCUGACAGUGAGAAGAGCAACCUGAUCCGGAUAGAGGGAGACCCUCAAGGGGUUCAGCUGGCUCGUAAGGAGCUCCUGGAAAUGGCCGCUCGGAUGGAAAAUGAACGCACCAAGGACCUGAUAAUUGAACAGCGCUUUCACCGGACAAUCAUUGGGCAGAAGGGCGAGAAAAUCAAGGAGGUCCGGGACAAGUUCCCAGAAGUAAUCAUCAAUUUCCCUGACCCUUCGCAGAAGAGUGACAUUGUACAGUUGCGUGGGCCCAAAAACGAAGUGGAGAAGUGUGCCAAGUACCUCCAAAAAGUCAUUGCAGAGCUGAUUGAAAACAGUUUUUCCAUCCCGGUUCCCAUUUUCAAGCAAUUCCACAAGAACAUCAUUGGGAAAGGAGGCACCAAUAUCAAAAAGAUUCGAGAGGAAACCAAUACCAAGAUUGACCUCCCUACAGAAAACAGCAAUUCAGAAGUGAUCCUGAUAACUGGGAAGAAGGCCAACUGUGAGGAUGCUCGGGAUCGUAUCUUGGCCAUCCAGAGAGAGCUGGCUAAUAUCAAAGAAGUGGAUAUCUCUAUCCCAGCUAAACUGCACAAUUCGCUGAUCGGGGCCAAGGGGCGGCUGGUGCGCUCAAUCAUGGAGGAAUGCGGUGGGGUGCACAUUCAUUUCCCUUCAGAAGGCUCAGGCAGUGAGAAAGUCACCAUCCGAGGGCCUGGCGAAGAGGUGGAGAGAGCAAAACGUCAGCUACUACAUCUUGCCGAGGAAAAGCAAAUCAACAACCACUCAGUGGAACUGCACGCCAAGCCAGACUACCACAAGUUCCUGAUUGGGCGUGGAGGUGCUAAUAUCCGCAAAGUGAGGGACCGCACCGGUGCCCGGAUCAUCUUCCCCACCCCUGAGGAUAAGGACCAGGAUGUUAUUACCAUUGUGGGGAAGGAGGACGCAGUACGGCAGGCCCAGCAAGAACUGGAGAGUCUCAUUCGUAACUUGGAUAAUGUCAUUGAAGAUUCGAUGGUGGUGGAUCCCAAGUACCACCGCCAUUUUGUGGCCCGUCGGGGACACGUGCUGCGGGAGAUUGCAGAAGAGUACGGUGGGGUCACUGUGAGUUUCCCCCGGACAGGUGUCCAGAGUGAUCGCGUGAUGCUCAAGGGAGCCAAGGAUUGUGUGGAGGCUGCCAAGAGGCGCAUCCUGGAGAUCAUCAGUGACCUGGAGGCCCAGGUAGUUCUGGAAUGCAUCAUCCCACAGCGCUACCAUCGGGUCGUCAUGGGAGUGAAAGGUUACAAGGUGCAACAGAUCACUCGGGAUCAUGAUGUCCUCAUCAAGUUCCCGGAGCGAGAUGACAAUUCAGGUUCAGAAGCACAGUCUCAGGAAAAUGGUGAUGUGAUGCCUGAACUGGACACUCCUCGCAAAUGUGACAUCAUCCUCAUUUCCGGACGCAAGGAGAAGUGCGAGGCUGCCCGGGCAGCUCUGCUGGCUCUGGUUCCCAUCACCAUGGAUGUUGAUGUUCCCUUUGAUCUGCAUCGCUACAUCAUUCGGCAAAAGGGAGCUGGCAUUCGCAAGAUGAUGGAAGAAUAUGAGGUGACUAUCUCAGUGCCGCAACCCGAACAGCAGUCCGAUAUCAUCAAGGUCACUGGCCUCGUCCCCAACGUUGAGCGAGCCAAGGCAGGCCUCCUGGACAGGGUCAGAGAGCUGCAGGCUGAGCAGGAAGAUCGGGCACUGCGAGGGUUCAAGCUGACAGUGAGCGUGGAACCCAAGUAUCAUCCAAAGAUCAUUGGCAAGAAAGGGGCUGUCAUUUCCCAGAUCCGUAAGGACCAUGAUGUCACUGUCCAGUUCCCUGACAAAGGGGAUGAGAAUCAGGAUCUAAUCACGAUCACCGGCUACGAGAAAAAUGCCGAGGCUGCCCGAGAUGCCAUCUUGAAAAUUGUGGCUGAUCUUGAGGAGAUGGUCAGUGAAGAUGUCCGCCUGGAUCACAGGGUCCACGCCCGCAUCAUCGGAGGGAGAGGCAAAGCUAUCCGCAAACUCAUGGAAGAAUUCCGGGUGGAUAUCCGCUUCCCGCAGCCAGGCUCCAGUGACCCAGAUAGAGUCACAGUGACGGGGCUGCCUGAAAACGUUGAUGAUGCAAUCGACCACAUGCUUAACCUGGAAGAGGAAUAUAUGAUGGAUGUGGUGGAAACGGAAACCAUGGCUGCUUAUAUGAAGCCCCCCUCCCGCUUGGAAGAGGAACCUCGGGGCCCGGCCAAGGGCUUUGUAGUGCGUGACGCCCCCUGGAAUGCAUCUGGGAACAAGGCCCCGGAUGUGAGCAGCGCCGAAGAGUUCCCCAUUUUUGGCACUGGUGUGGUCCCUAAGCAGGCAUCAGUUUGGGGCCCUAAGAAGUUUUGAGGUCAGGGACCACGACUGGCUCUCCAGGCCGGACCUCGCGGGGGCUUUCUUGCACCACCCGCUUCCCGCCGCCGGCCACCUCUGCUGUCCAGAUUCCUCCUCCUCGCCUGCACUCCUCUCCGUGACUCUGUGCGAACCAUUAACCGAUCAAAAAGCCAUAGCCUUCCUCCUGUUCCUUCUUCUCGUCAAGCCAAAAGUAGGCCAGGUUGCAAGCACACAUAUGUAAAGGAGCCUCACGCAACUAGCAGGUUUUCCCUCCCCUCUCUAUGCCAGAUUUCAGGGCAUUAUUAUCUCCUGGCCAGACUUGGCUGUCGGACCCCGCUUCCGCCUCUCGGCCGAGAGUGGGGUAGGCACAGGCCUUCCUGGGACUGUUCCGUCUCCUCCCGGGGCAGGUCUUGGCGAGUUCCGUGCAUCCGGAUCUCCUGGAGGAGCCGGCCUGGGGCUCGGGGGUUCAGACCUGCAGAAGCCGAAGCGCGGUUGGCACAGGCCUUCCUCCCCAUCCGCCAAAACAAUCACCUGCUUUCGGGUGCCCAAAGCAGCUGGACCUCAGCUUCUGUUUCCUGGCUACACCAGUAAGUUUGGAGCUGUGCCUUUGGGAGAUGACUAAAACUGGUCGAGUGUCAUGGAGGUUGGUGGCUUUUGUGGGGAGAGGGGGUGACUAUCUAGGAACAAGAUUCUGGCUUCAUGUGGGUGAAGGACCCACUUUGGAAGCAGGUAGCACUUAGAAACUUUGGCAACUAGCAGUCUUCGUUCUCCUUCCCCUUUUCACUCCCAUGAUCCAGUCUGGAGUCCCAGAAUGUUUUUCUUUUUCUCUUCUUCCAUUUUCAGCUGCUUCCCAUCUCUGCCCCCCCCCCACCUUUAUUUACUCUGCUUUCCCUUCCCUGCGUCUUCCUUGAACUUGGCACUUGCUUUGAACCGUCAGGGGAAAAUAUGCAAUGUUGAACCAAGAGACAGAUGAUCGUUUUGACUCCCCUUUCUUUCGGUGGCUAUUCCACAUCAUCCUUUCCAGGUUUUAAACUGUGACUUCUAGAGUGUGUAUGUGUGGGUGUGUGUGGGUGUGUGUCUAUGAGUGCAUGGGUAUAAAUGAGAAAGAUGAAGAUGCGAGUAAGCACCCCAGCUCCAUCUGCCCCCCCCUCCAGUUUGCCCCAUCUGCGUGACAAGGCAAAACAAAACACAUAAAAAAAAACCUAGCAGAGUGACAUAACCAAGUUUUUAAUUUUUCCUUUUUUCUUCUGAAGGCAGGGUUCUGGGGAGAAAUAAAAAUAUGACAAAAAUCAGAACACACUAUUGGCCUUAACAGAAAAAAAAGAGGGAGGGGGGAGAGGAAAAAAAGAAACCUAAGUUUGACAAAGGAAAUAUGCAAAGUCUGUAGGUCACGUGGUGACUGGGUUUUUUUUUCUAAUUCCAAAUAAUAAACAGUGUGGGGAAAAUAAA